Molecule: messenger RNA, 648 nt
Organism: Colletotrichum spaethianum
Lineage: Eukaryota; Fungi; Ascomycota; Sordariomycetes; Glomerellales; Glomerellaceae
Product: short-chain dehydrogenase/reductase tropE
Exons: 1
Coding region: 1-648 (215 amino acids)
Source: RefSeq, a predicted model, not a curated record
AUGGGCGCCCGGAACCAGACAAGAGGCGAAAGGGCGCUGAAGGAGCUUCAAGCUCGCAACCCUCAAGGAACGCUGAGUCUCGUCAUUUUGGACGUUACCGAUGACAACUCCAUCGAGGCGGCUGCGGCAAAGAUCCAAGCGGAUUUCGGCCGCCUGGAUGUCCUGGUCAAUAAUGCUGGGAUCGGCACCAAGGACCCAAUCACCCGAGAGACCCUCCGCACGUCUUUUGAUACCAACGUGUUCGGUGUCGUGCUCCUGAGCAACGCCCUGACCCCCCUUCUCAAGCUCUCACAGGCGCCUAAAAUCAUCAACGUUAGCUCCGAAAUGGGUUCCAUCGCCUCAAAGCUGGAUUCAAGCAACCCCUGGUCAAAAGUACCGGCCGAGGUAUAUCGCAUGACGAAGACGGCCCUCAACAUGCUGACUGCCUGUCAACACGUUGCUCUUCAGGAGUUUGGCGUUAAAGUUUGGUCGUUUUGUCCCGGAUACGUGAUCACCGACAUUGGCGGCGACAGGGAGUUCAGAGCGACACAGGGCGGCGCCGAUAGUUCGGAGACAAGUGCGCAAGGAAUCCUCGAGAUUGUGGAGGGAAAACGCGAUGAUGAAGUUGGAAGGUUUCUUGGCAGAUAUGGAAAGCAAAUACCUUGGUAG